CAUGUGCCCUGACGGGGAAUCGAACCGUGACCUCCUGGCUCACAGGCCUGCCGGGCUUUAGGAUGGUCUUUUAAGAAAAGAUUGCUAGGGGGCCUCGAACCUAAUGGGUGCCCUUAUUUUUGUCAUAAAACUCACCUGUGCGUGGAGGCCGGGCACCCGUCCGGGGUCCCCACGGGUGUGGAACCUGCUGAUGAAAGCGAGGUUCCCCCCACGUAACGCGUGUUUGCUUUACAUGAAGUCCUCCGUUCAGAGACUGGCUUCAGGACAAAGAGAAGGAAGGGGAACGUGUCUGAACAAAAGGAGUUUUCCUUCGAGCCAGGCCGGCCUGGAGCCUCCGCGCAGCGAAGUGGCCCCUCCUCCCCUGGCAGACACCUCUCCACGGCGGCGGGGUUCCUCCCGGUGGCUCCAUGAGGACAAAGGGCGUGCCCUCCCCGGCCAGGACGCCCGAGCCUCUCCUCUCGCUGCUGCGGUCCAUGCCAAGGCCCCGGGACAUGCAGACGCUUCCUGAGGGCCCGACCCGCCACCAUGAGGCCCCACCUGCGGAGACUCGCCCACCUGGGCCGCGCUGCCCGCUGGCUCCUGCUCUUGGCCGGGUUGCUUUUCCUCCUGUUCACCCUGCCCGCCUUCGUGAAGGAGCCGAAUACAAAGCCCACCAGGCAUCACAGGAUAGAGGACAUUAAAGAGAGGUCCUGGCCAUCACUGCAGGAGACCUCGCCCCCGGCGCCCCCCGUGGACAGGAGGGCCCCCACCCACGCAGGGUCCACGCAGGAGAGAAGCACGCUGGACACGCGCCCUGAGGCCGCGGGCUACACAGAGGCCAUGGGCCACUCGGAGGCCACAGGCUACACAGAGGCCACGGGCUACACAGAGGCCACGGGCCACACGGAGGCCACGGGCCACACAGAGGCCAUGGGCCACACGGAGCCCAUGCUGGAAAGCCGGGCUGAGGGGCUGCCCCCCACGGGAGCAGGGUCACCCACGAAGAAAACCAAAGGAGUGACCACAGAGACGGCCGCCCCACGCGCCACCCCUUCCCGGAGCCCCGUCGCACAGACCACCCCCAGGCUGCGGGCCGCCAACUUCAAGGCUGAGCCCAAGUGGGACUUUGAGGAACAAUACAGCUUGGACGUGGGGGGCUUGCAGACGACCUGCCCCGACUCCGUGAAGGUGAGAGCCUCCAAGUCGCUCUGGCUCCGGCAUCUCUUCCUGCCCAACCUCACCCUCUUCCUGGACUCCAGACACUUCAACCAGAGCGAGUGGGAGCGCCUGGAGCACUUCGCCCCGCCCUUCGGCUUCAUGGAGCUCAACCACUCCGUGAGUGCGGUGCCUCCGCCAGCGGCCGGGGGUCUGCCUCUUCCCUGGGGGCCCCCGUGGAGCACCCGGUGCGUCAGCUGCGCCGUGGUGGGCAACGGGGGCAUCCUGAACGACUCCCACGUGGGCCAGGAGAUAGACGGCCACGACUACGUGUUCCGAUUGAGCGGCGCUGUCACUAAGGGCUACGAGCAGGACGUGGGCACUCGGACAUCUUUCUACGGCUUCACCGCCUUCUCCCUGACGCAGUCACUUUACCUGCUGGGCAGCCAGGGCUUCCAGCACGUGCCUCUGGGGAAGGACAUCCGCUACCUGCACUUCCUGGAAGGCACCCGGGACUACGAGUGGCUGGAGGCGCUGCUCCUGAACCGGACGGUCAAGGAAGGCAGCCUCUUCUGGUUCAGGCACAGGCCCCAGGUCGUCUUCCGCGAAGCCCUGCGACUGGACCGGUACCUGCUGCUGCACCCGGACCUGCUGCGCUACAUGAAGAACAGGUGGGCGGCGGACGGCUCUGGGGUUCCCGCCUGCUCGGCACUGCCCCGUCCAGCGGUGGCGUGGGCUGGGGUGCGGGUGCACCAGGGGCCUGCACCCAGACCUGGGAGGGGAAGGGGGACACGGCGCACACAGACCCUGAGAAGAGGCCAGGAGAGAGCGACACAGGCUGUUUCUCCACCGACCUCGACGCAGGUGAGCGCCUACGGCUUCAUCACCGAGGGCCACGAGCGCUUCUCCGACCACUACUACGACCGGUCGUGGAAAAAGACGGUCUUUUACAUCAACCACGACUUCGCCCUGGAGAGGACGCUCUGGAAGCGGCUGCAUGACGAGGGGAUCAUCCGGCUGUACCAGCGCCCAGUGGAGCCCAAGCAGAAGGUCUGAUGGGCCCCUCAGGCCGGGCCAGGCCCCCGCCCCUCCGGGCCUGGGAGGGAACAUCGUCUGUCCGUCUGUCCGCACCAUGAGGGACGCCCUGAGACGGCCAUGACUGGCGUUGGGAAAAGAGCUUGGAAAGUUGCUGAAGGUUCUGUCCCGGGGGGAGGACAGGGCGCCUUUCUUUUCUUUUUUCUCUUUUUUAAUCCUCACCAGAAGGUAUUUCCC
This is a messenger RNA of Myotis brandtii (Brandt's bat), 2406 nucleotides long. RefSeq names its product ST6 (alpha-N-acetyl-neuraminyl-2,3-beta-galactosyl-1,3)-N-acetylgalactosaminide alpha-2,6-sialyltransferase 1 (gene ST6GALNAC1). NCBI's taxonomy places the organism in Eukaryota, Metazoa, Chordata, Mammalia, Chiroptera, Vespertilionidae. Gene Ontology annotation, molecular function: alpha-N-acetylgalactosaminide alpha-2,6-sialyltransferase activity. The record is from RefSeq and is a predicted model, not a curated record.